AUGGGAGACUGGUCCAUUCUCGGCCGCUUCCUGACAGAAGUGCAGAACCACUCCACUGUGAUCGGCAAGAUUUGGCUGACCAUGCUGCUGAUCUUCCGCAUCCUGCUGGUGGCGCUGGUGGGCGACGCCGUGUACAGCGACGAGCAGUCCAAGUUCACCUGCAACACCCUGCAGCCCGGCUGCAGCAACGUCUGCUACGACACCUUCGCCCCAGUGUCCCACCUGCGCUUCUGGGUCUUCCAGAUUGUGCUGGUCUCCACGCCGUCCAUCUUCUACGUCAUCUACGUGCUGCACAAGAUCGCCAAAGAUGAGGAGCACAAGAUUGAAUCGAAGGACAAGGUGCACGAGGCAGCUACAUUAGAGACUGACCAUGAGGAGGCACUAGAGGUCAAAACUCCCACCUUGCUGGCUCAGUCUGAGGAGGUCUGGGGCCCUCAGGAGGUGGAGGGUCUGGACCAGACUUUACUAGCAGAGGACUUUGGCGAAGUGGCCAAAGAUCCCACUGAGCUGUCCAGUCAUGUGCUGCUCACAUACAUCGUCCACGUGGUGCUGCGCUCCAUCAUGGAGCUUGUGUUCCUCGUGGGUCAGUGCUGCCUGUUUGGCUUCGAGGUGCCCUACCUGUUCCAGUGCGAUACGUACCCCUGCCCCAACCGAACGGACUGCUUCGUGUCUCGCGCCACUGAGAAGACCAUCUUCCUCAACUUCAUGUUCAGCAUCGGCCUGGGCUGCUUCCUGCUCAACGUGGUGGAGCUGCACUACCUCGGCUGGGUCUACGUCUUCCGGAUCAUCUGCCUCGCCUGCUCCACGUGCUGCGAGCCGGACGAGGACCCGAACCUCGUGCAGCGCCUGCAGGCUCUUUACGCCAAUCCCAAGCCGCUCCUGCUCCAGCUCACUCACUCCCUGCGGGGGCACCUGCUGCUUCACCCUUCUCUUCCGGUGACCCUGGAAAGCUGCCCCGUAGCUGCACAUGAAACCUCCAUCUCCUUUGAGGCAGACUCCACCGUGGAGUACAUGAGAGGGCCAGACAACAAGGAGCGCGCCAAACUGGGCAGAUGCAAAAAGGCCUGGCUGUGA
Molecule: messenger RNA, 1074 nt
Organism: Colossoma macropomum (tambaqui)
Lineage: Eukaryota; Metazoa; Chordata; Actinopteri; Characiformes; Serrasalmidae
Product: gap junction delta-2 protein-like
Exons: 1
Coding region: 1-1074 (357 amino acids)
Biological process (GO): cell communication
Cellular component (GO): connexin complex
Source: RefSeq, a predicted model, not a curated record